Molecule: messenger RNA, 445 nt
Organism: Mus pahari (shrew mouse)
Lineage: Eukaryota; Metazoa; Chordata; Mammalia; Rodentia; Muridae
Gene: Krabd1
Product: KRAB box domain containing 1
Exons: 4
Coding region: 89-325 (78 amino acids)
Biological process (GO): regulation of DNA-templated transcription
Source: RefSeq, a predicted model, not a curated record
GAGGGCGUGGCUGGUGAGAGGCCAUUUGAAUCCCUCCAUAGGUCCUGAAAAAUCUAAGCCUGUAUUUGCUACAGAACUGAAAGAUUUGAUGAUGGAAGAUAUCUCCAUAAAAGCAGAGCCUCAGGAAUCAGUGAUAUUUGAAGAUGUGGCUGUGUACUUCACGGAGCAGGAAUUGGCCAGCUUGACACUUGAUCAGAAGGCCCUGUACAAGGAAGCAGUGCUUGAGAACUUUGCACAUGUGGCUUUUCUGGGAUAUAUUGAAAAACUGAGGACGUACGCUCAGCUGGUUGGGGCAGAAACAUCCAGGGUGGAGGCUUUCUUCUAGGUCAGGUACCGGGGAGGCAGAGCCAUGUUACUGCUGUCAAGUGCAGUCUUUUCUGUAGCCAUGCAUAUUUCUUUAGAUGUAAUGCUUUUUAGUUCAUUAAAGUUGUCCAUUAUCAUGUGC